UCCUAAUAACACGUGGGUGGAGCUCUAAUUAAUUUUAUGCUGCCUGUGCCAGUGUGCCUGACCAGUACCUGUGACUUUGUGAUGAGCGACAUUCCUUCUCUUAGCUCAAGUAGUAGUAGUAGUACCAGGGCAAGUUUUGGCAGAGUAUGUGAACUAUGUUAUAGACGAGCACCUUGGGAUCUAUUGUUAUUGACGGAGAGUCUAAAGUGUCGCUCUGCUGCUGAACAUAAUCCGAGACAUAAUCGUCCGCGACAUGUGCUGGUAACAGAGCAUAAAGGCAUACUAGUAAGGAUAAGGCAACUACCACUGGUCUACCAGACUCAUUUAAAACUACCACUUCGGUCGAAACCGUCUCCACGCUAUUUUAGAAAGUGCUACAUAGCCGGGUUGGGUUGUCCUGGAGAGGAUUGUCAUUGGCCACAUAGCAAAGCAGAGAAAAGAGCAUGGAAAAGUUUGUCACUCGAUUGUAGUAAAGGCUUACACAGUGAAAAGAAUGCUUCUCUAAAAGACAUACCCAACUCCCCUGAUUUGUCUAGUGACAUGACCUUACCUAUUAACCUAGAAAACUACAAGACAAAAUAUAAAUCCUUGCUCUUUCAUGAGGAAGAAGAGCAUAAGAAUAUCAUUGAUGAAAUAUUAAACAGAAUGGAAAAAACAUACAUCAUUGUCACAUAUAGGCCACGUCAAUUAGCUCAAGAUAAUUUUGCUCUAUCUGCUUUUGUUGAAGGUCUUGAUAUUAGUCAAAUGACUUAUGUUGCUCAAAUGAGAAAUCGGCUAACUAUUAUGAGUACGAAUUCUCGUAUCAUUUGUGAAGCAGUUUAUGGCUACAAAAUUUCACAAGAAGUACUUUCUAUUUCCUUUGAUUUAAAGAAUGCAGCUAAAUUUAUGAAAUUUUAUCCAAAGACUCAAUUUAAAAUCAAGUUUGAAGCCAAUCAUUCUUUAUUUGAAAGCCUUCACAAUGUUUUGACAUGUAUAACUGAUGAUACACUAAAAAGAAUAUUCCCUUCACCUGAUGAUUUUAAACCUUUUAGCCUCGAACAUUUAGAAAUUGAUGCUAAUUUAAAUGAAGAUCAAAUGUAUGGCCUAAAAUUGAUACUGCACACCAAAUCGCAAGCUCCAAUUCUGAUACAUGGUCCUUCUGGUUGUGGAAAGACGCAUUUGCUUUGUGUUGCAGCAAAGUUCAUUAUUGAAGAUGAGUCGAUCACGCGUAUUUUACUAUCUUGUCAUCAUCAUUGCUCUGCCGAUAGAAUUUUUAAAGAAUAUUUUUUAGAUAUGCCAAGUGAUGCAACAGUUGUUAGAAUUAUCCAAGAGAAGUGUUGCUCCUCGACCCCAAAUGAGUUUCAGUUUAAUAUAUCAGACUGUAGCAAAGCCUCAUUUAUUAAUCAUUUUUCCAAAGAGACAAAGUUAAUAGUAGUCACUGCAUAUGACACUGCUCUCAAAAUAUCGAAUGUAGCUCCUAAAGGUUUCUUUACUCAUAUCUUCAUUGAUGAGGGAGGCCAGGCAAGAGAAAUAGAUACGCUUGCUCCUCUUCUUUUAGCAAAUAAGGACACACAUCUAGUAAUUGCUGGAGAACUACAUCAGGCUGGACCAAAAAUAUCAGUCACAGGUGAUGAACCUCAGGAGUAUGGGCUUGGUGAAUCCCUUUUUCAAAGAUUAUAUUCACAUUACCUUGAACUUGGAGAAGCUGCCAAAAAAUUUAUUGUUUUACUAAGAUGCAAUUACCAAUGUCACAAGGAUAUACUGAAUCUGUCAUCCCAUAUAUUCUAUGAGUCAAGACUGGUGUCCUGUAGUUUAGCAAUGACUGAUUCUUAUCCAUUGAAGUUUGUUUGUUCCAGUUUUAAUGAUUUAUCAUCAAUGAGUUUUUGCGAGUCGUUUUUAAUACUUGAUGAAGUGAAGAAGGUUUUAAAUGAUAAAAUUUAUUCAUUGACUGAGUUUUGUGUCAUUUCUGCAAGUUUUAACCAGAUAGCUAAGAUCGAGAGUAUUAUUUGUGAGGAUGAAAAUUAUUCUUGUUUGAAAGGAUUAAACGUCUAUGGAAUUAAUGACUUACCAAAUCAACAAUAUACAUUGCUUUUCAUGAGCACUUAUGAGUAUUUAGAUGAUUCUUAUCAACCAGUGGAUAUUUUGAAGUCCUUCUGUCAUCCUGCAGUAUUUCAUACAGCUAUUACUAAAUCAAAGUGUCUUGUAGUGGCUGUUGGUAAUCCUUUGGUUCUGAUGAUGUGUGAAGCUACAGUGGAUAAACCGAUGUGGUGCUGGAAAGAAUUUAUUAAUAGGUGUAUUAAUAAUGGUACCUUUGUUGUUCCAGAGUUCCUAUUUCAAGCAUUUCCUUGCAUUCAAAAUUAUUUUGGGAGUAUUUUAAUUACUCAAAACUGCAGUAAAAUUAUGAAGCUAUUUUGGAAAGUAAUGUUAAUCCCAGAAAACAGUAGCAUUGACUGUGAUGAAAUGGAGCUUGAUUAUACUGUGACCAAUGCAAUUACUCAAUAUCAAGCAGCAGAUUGUUCAACCAAGCAAGAAGACGAAGAUGAAUGGCCAUUGCUGGGGCAGUGUAACAUAGCUACUGGUGUCAAUGAAAAUAAGAGCUUUUCAAGUACAAGAUGCAAUGAUGUAUGUUAUAUUCCUUCUACUGUGCAUUCACACUCAAUAAACCAAUUGACUACUACAGUAAUGCCUUCUAAUUGUGCACCAAGGAAUGAUAGGAAUAUGCCUUCAAACUCAGUGACCUUGCUAAGUGGUUCAUCUAAAGAUGCAAGUACAGGUACUGGUUGUUCAAUGUCAAAAGAAGACUUUAUUAGCAUGUCUUCUAGCUCUGUGUCACCAUCUGAUGUUUCAAACAAUUUUGAAUCAAGUGGGCCAAUGACAACAAUGAUAAAGCUAUUACUAGAAGUAGCUGAAUUCUUCCAACAAUUUUGUUUCCAAAUAUUGCUGUGUAUAAUGAUGUGUGUCAUUCUCCUAUCUAUUUUUUUGCGCAGUCUCUUUCAAUUGACUAGUAACUCAACUUCUAGGCCUCGUUCUGAUCUUAGUAUUUCUUCCAGUUGUGAUACUGAUUCUGACACUCACUCUAUUGCAACUGCUUCAGCUACUAAUUCAUCUCAAGUUCCUGCAAACCUUUCAUUUUUAUCAAAAUCAGUGAGUCCUUUAAAGUCAGACAUUUCUUCAUCAAAAGCACUUGAUUCUUCAAAAAGGGAAUCAUCUCUCAAAUGCAAGAAAAAAAGUAAAAAGAAAGGUGGUGUGGGUCAAGAAAAAAUGCCCAGCAAUCCUAAACCAUCAUCCAAUCAAAGUGUUUCUUCUGAUUGUAAAUCAACACAUAAUUCUGGCACUUUAAAGACUUCUUCAAGUACAUGUAGAUCUACUCAUUUAGAUGUACUUCCAAUCCAUUCAAACAUUUCGCAAUCAUCUGAUUCUUUAAAACUACUUGUUUCUCCUGAAAUAAACUCAUCUCACGGACAGGAGAAAAAAAGAAAAAAGAAAGGUGUUGUGAGCCAAGAAAUAAUGCCUAAUAAUCCUAGACCAUUAUCAGCUGAUCCUAAACCAGUGCUUCAAUGUCCUGACAUAAGGACUAGUGUUUCUAUAGCACCACAUCCAGUAGUAAAAGUUCCCAAGUUGUCACAGCAAUUCAAAUUUAAUGAUAAAAGAAACUCAAGGAGCAGAAAUUCUGGUGGAGAAACACAUAGGCGACAAUAUACUUUAGGGGAGGCUUUCCCACCUUUAUGUGAUCAAAAGAAAGGAAGAGCUAAUAUAGAGAAUGAAGGCAUCAUAGCAGAAGUAGAAAAUAGUUUUGACCAAGUGUCAUUUGAUGAAGCUUUAUUGUACGCUCCACUUACAAGAGAAAACUACAAAAAGAAGUUUCAAUUAUUGCUUAAGCUCGAGGAAGAAGAGCACUAUCAUUUAUUAAGGGAAAGAUGUGAUGGAGAAUAUAAUGUAAAGAUUUUUAAAUCAGGCUUUGUUCCCUAUCUAAAAUACAAUAAAAACCCUGCUCAUGUACGAUAUGGCCUAAUACAUGGUGUAAAUCUCAAUGGAAAUGUGGUAUCACAUAUUAAGCAAGCUAGCUCAGAGACAGAUAAUGUUAGACUACAUUAUCCUUCAGGUGUAAUAGUAAAGGCUGAAGUUGUUAGUGGAUAUCAUCUUUGGAAGAAUGAAUCACUUAUAAUUGCAUUCACCCAAAGUGAGUUGUCAAAAGUUAUUAAAGAAAUGGAGGAAUUGGAGGAGCAUGAAGGAGAUUUUUCAAAUGUAGCUAUUAGUUUUGUUCUAAAAAGAUGGUACUUUGAUCGCCUUUGUAAAGCACUUGAAAACUUAAGUCCAGCGACUAUAAAUAGACUCAUUCCAGCUUAUGUAUCAGAUUUCACUAACAGUGAUGACAAACCGAACUUGCCACAACCAGCUAAUUCUCUAAACCAUAUAAUUGAACUUGAUGAAGGCUCUUUUAAUUUACAAAUGGAAGCUUUAAAAUUAAUUAUGAGUUGUCAGGUAGGCAAGGCACCAGUUUUAGUCAUUGGAUCAUUUGGUACUGGUAAAACACGAUUACUAGCUAGAGCUGCUUAUCAAAUACUGAGAGACAAUCAAUCAAAUUGUGUACUUAUAUGCACUCAUCACCAACACUGUGCUGAUACAUUUAUUACGAAUUAUUUUUUUAAAAUGAAGAAUUGUGGCUGGAAUGUUAAUGCUGUUCGUCUUGUCCCCUCAAAGUCGCAAUACAGAAUGCCUCCCGGUUGUCAAGACUUUUAUGAAGAUGCGAGAGAUUUUUAUUUUAAUAAGCGUCAUGAUCGGUUGAUUGUUACCACAUUUUCUACUUCAUUUAACUUGCUACAUGGAAAUCAUAACGUCCACAAAGGUUGCUUCUCUCAUAUUCUGUUAGAUGAAGGAGCUCAGGCAAGGGAGCCAGAAUCAAUAAUCCCUUUAUGCUUGGCAGACAGUAACACAAGAAUCAUUAUUGCUGGAGACCACAAACAAGUUGGCCCAUCACUAAUAGUAUUAGGAGAAGCAGCUAUACAUAAUGGUUUAAGUGUGUCAUUGCUGGAGAGGCUUCAUGGAGUCUAUAGAAAGACUGAUGCAUCUGCCAGUCAUUGUGCUACACUUUUAACUAAUUACAGAUGUCAUCCUACCAUACUAUCUCUUCCUUCUUAUCUUUUUUAUAACUCUGUGCUAUUUACAUCAGCUACAGCUACUACUCUUCGCUCACCUGCUAGCCUUGGAUAUCCUUUUCAUUUUAUCUGUACGAACCUGAGUGAAGAGCAUGAAGUACACAAUUCCACUUCUAAAACAGAAGUUGAUCUGCUACUAAAAGAAGUAACAAAGUAUUUGGAUCGUGGGGAAGGGCCUCGAGAAGAAAGAAACUUAAAAGAUAUUUGUAUUAUAGCAUCAACUCCAAAUCAGAGGUCAAUGUUUCUCAAACAAAUUAGCUCUAAUAAUGAGUACUCAAGUAAUGCUGAUGCUGAUAGCAUUGAAGUGUUAACAAUUGAUAUGAUUCAAGGUCGAGAAUUUGAAGCUGUGUUUCUUAGCACUGCUGAACCUACAACAGCAACAGGGAAGUCAUUCACUCCUACAAAGACCCCUUGUAGUCCAUUUGUGUUUAACACUGUUUUGACACGUGCUAAAUCUUUUGUAGUAUGUGCUGGCAAUCCAUUCCUCUUACUGACAAUGGAGAAACUUAUGAACAAGGAGGCUUCGUGUUGGAAAGAGUACAUAAAGAGGUGCAUUGUUUUUAAAACUUUUAUUAUACCAGAUGUAGCAGCUUGUACUCACAGGGAUGGUAUUAUAGAUAAAUUACAAAAUAUGAUAUUUCCUGAAGUAGCAGAAGAAGAUAUACAAAUUGAAAAUGGUGUCAUUGAUAGCAUCAUGGAUUCAUAUAGAAAGGUAUUCCACCAAAAGCGUCAGAGUAAGAAACACAAAAUUAAACUUGAUGAAACAAUGAGAUGGAAAACUCUUGGAGGUGAUGAAGAGAUAGAAAUAGCUAAUGAUGACGAAAUGCCUGUAUCUUCUGUUGCUAUUGAAUGUAAAUUACAAGUGUCAACUAAUCAAAUAGUUGAAGCGAUUCCUUGUAAAGGGUUGGAAAGAAAACCAAUCAGACUAGUUCGUAACUCACACAGGCGUUGUGCCUUUGAUGGAGACAUUGUACAUGUUAAAACUUUCGAAGAAAAACAAAGUUGUGGCAAAGUUGCAUCAAUAGCAAAAUCCAGACAUCAAUCAAGGUUUAUCUGCAGAAGUGACCGAUUCUCACAUAUACAUUUCAUUCCACUUGACAAGUCAGUACCAAGCAUUGUUAAUCUAAUUCCUAAAAUUGUAAUAUCUUACUAUGAACAAAAUGUUACAGAGAAAUGCUUUAUUUCUGUAUUCUCCAGUUCAUCACUGCAUUUGCUUAAAGACAUGGACAGUGACGAGCUUCCAAAAAUAAAAGAGCUAAUUUCUCACAAAUUGGCUGGUGAUCUUUUGUUUGUAGUACAAAUAUUAGGUUGGUCUCCAAAUUAUAGCCGACCUCUAGGAGCAGUCAUAGAGGCAUUGCCUCGUACAUCUAAUCUUUUCUUUACCGAGAGAUUACUUAAAGUAGCUUAUGACGUCCACAAAGUUAUGCCUGAUGUUUAUCCUGAACCGAUUCCAAUUGAUGAUGGACUAUGCCAUUAUGGAUUAGCUUUUACCAUUGAUGGUCCAAAUACCAUUAAUAUGGAUGAUGCCCUAAGUUUAACUUGUUCCACAGAACCUGACACGUAUGAAUUAGCUGUUCACAUUAGUAACGUUGCUAGUGCCAUCUCUAAAGGCUGUCCAUUGGAUAAUGAAGCAAAGAAAAAAGGAAAGUCAGUUCAUGCCAUGCAUAUGCUUCCAACACCUAAUUCCUUUAGUUUGAAUGCAAACACGAGACACUCUGUACUGACUAUACCAGCCAAAGUAGUAGUGAGAAAUGGAGAAAUAGUUAAUAUAGACUGUUCUGUUGGCACUGAUGGUCCUAGGAAGGCUUCAAUCAUUUCACAAGCUAGACUAACAUAUGAAGCUGCUCAAAACUUAUUGGAUGAUAAACCACUCCAAGAUACCGAUUUAGAAGAUCAAGUUAAUGAAUUUAAUAGGCAAGCUGCUCUUACCAAUGGAACAAGGCCAGGAUUAGACAUGAAGGAUACUCUAAGCCUUUUAUACAAAGUAGCAAAGAAACUACACGAGGAUCGUUUGGGAAAAUUUUCUUUUGAUGAAAAGGUUGAUAGAGAAAUUUGGCAAGCUAAAUUCUUGAUAUCUGAGUUGAUGAUUUGGGCUAAUUCUAAAAUAGCAGACUAUCUUGUUAUGCAUCUCGGCCAUGAGAAUAUGGCUCUGGUUCGAAGGCAGUUACCACCUUUACCAGAGAAAUUAGAAAAUUUUAAGGAAUUAUUUACUUCUAGUUAUCCUUAUCUGUUUCCACUAGAGCCUCCUGCAGAAACACCACAACCUUUCAUCAUGACAAACAUCUCUUUAUCUUUGUUGUGCUCAGCCUAUUCAUCUUCUAAUCUUAAGCUUUUAUUGUGGGUAUUGUCCAAUGAUUUUUUGUACCCACAGUUAGCUCAGGCUCACUCAGUAGCUAAGCAAAUAAACCAACCAGCAGAGUACAUAGCUAAAAUUGAUCCUGAUGAUGAUCCUAUAAUAUCUCGUUCACACUACAAUUUGAAAUUGCCAGCCUAUGCCCAUUUUACAUCACCAAUUAGGCGAUACUUUGACCUUUUAGUGCAGCGAAUAGUUAUUGCACUAAUGGAAGGAUCAGAUAUAAAUUAUACACCAGAAGAAUUGGAGGAAAUUUGUCAGAUGCUUAACCAUAGGAUCAAAGUUACACAGAAGGUUGAUCACACGCUUGAAAGAGCCGAAAAAACUCAAAAGUGUGAAAGAAGUUUGUCUGAAUAUCAAGGCUUCCUUGCAAAGUGCUAUCAUGAAAAGAAGCCGGGAAGGUUUCAACUAAUUAUUAGUGAGCAAGACAAACUGAAUGAAAUUGAUACUACCUUUGAAUAUUCUUAUUUAAACAUUUGUAGCUAUGAAAGAAUUGAGGAGCCUGCCUGGCGCUUCAUCUCAGCUACACUAAGUGGUAAAGUUAGCAUUAGUGGUAAUAUUAUGCAGUUUAUUGAGUCUCAAGAAUCAGAUCAAGCCUGUGGUAGUUUUGAUGAAAAUGAAUCAGCGGAAAGUUUUCCAAAAGACUUUUGUCACAUUAAUGCUGUAGCUUUUGAAUAUUUACCAUCAAACACAGAAAGUAAAGAUGAACAACAAAUGAAGUAUGCCACAUACAAGGCAUCAGUACCAUCGAAAAUGCAUAAGAUUGAUUUUCAAUUAUGGAAAGAAAUGCAAGACUGCGUCAAGUCAGAAUCUAUUGACUCUAUUAAAUCAGUAAUCAAAAAGUUACCAAAAAUUAAUUCAAAUGAUGAAACUUGUACUCAACCUCAGUCAUUGCUAGACAGUCCAGUUGUAAUAUUUGAUGUCAAGCGUUCUUUUAAUCCAGGGGAAGAGCUAACAGUGAAAAUAGGCAAGUCACUGAGAGAUUUAUUCCCCACUCCUUGCCUCCAAUUAAUGGAAAUAGCUCCAGGUUUUCAAGUUUGCCUACAACACAAUCGUCAUCCUUCUUUAAGUUUUUCAGACUCUCAGCUUUCCCAAGCUUCUAAGGAACACUAUAAUUCCAUGAAACAAUAUUUUAAAUUGUGGAGCAAGGUAAUGGUAGCUGAGGCUGCUUGUGAGGGUGUGAAAAACUCACACAAAAACAGUGUCUGCUUCCUUAAAAAUGUUAAUCUUAAAUGGCCUCAGUUGAAUCUUGUUAGUAAUUUAGUAGAUGUUGAGCAUUAUGAGCCAGUGACUGAUGAAGAAAUUUCUUUCGUUAUUGAUGAAAAUAAAUUAGAUAUUCUUAAUUAUAUACACAUUUCUGUUGGUUAUUUUGUGUGUGCAAGAUAUGAAGUGCCUGAAAAGCAAUGGCAAGCAGUGUAUCAUUUUGUUGUUACUGAUAUGGAAAGCAAAGAAGAUUCUAAAGGAGUAAAGUCUCCACUUACAAUAUCAAUGAAGUCUAUGGGAAGUCCUUGCUGGAUACCUUGGAAUGUGAAAGAUCAUUUAUCUAGCUUUUUGUGUGAUUUGCAAAUUAUUGAAAUGCAAGUCUCCUUCACGCGUGUCUUUCAGCGAUUGACUUAUUAUGAAUCUUGGCCUAAACUUGCUAAAGAUAUAGCUGUUGGCAAUCUUCAGUUGAGCAAAUCAAAAAAUAAUGAUACAGCAUGGUUGAGAGAUGAUCCCUUUGCAUUGAAAUUAUGGAAUGAUGAAAGUGUUGAUCUCAAUAAAGAACAAGUAGAAGCAAUAGAGUUUGCAAUGAAACAUAAUUUCUCUUUAAUUCAAGGUCCACCAGGGACUGGAAAAAGUGUUGUUGGAGCUCAUCUGGCUUAUGCUUUUUCUAAGACAAAUGCAAAGCUUGUUAAUAAAAGUGUAUUAUACUGUUGCCCAUCCAACAAAGCUGUUGAUGUCGUUCAUAAAAAACUCCGUGAACUCAAUAUAAGGCUAGAGAAGUUGAAUCACAAAAAGUUAAAGUUGAUUCGUUUAUACGGUCGUACUCAUGAAAGAAAUGACUACCCCAAUCCCUUUCAUAAUUUGAGUCAGUUUGAUACAAAAAUACCUGAACCUGUUGAAGGACGUUGUCUACGUGAGCUAAGGGAAGAUUCAUUACACUUCAAGAUUAGAGAAGAAAAUGCAGAAAUUGAAGAAAUGCGUUCCAAGUUUUUGAAACUUUUUAACAAAAAAAUCAUAGCAUCAUUAUCUGAACGUAAUAGUUAUAAAGAUUUGAUCAUGGAAGCAGAGGAAAAAGUCUUAUCUGAUGAAUAUGAUAUUAUCCUUUGCACUUGUAAUGAAAGCUGCAGCAAAAGACUACUCCUUUUGGCAAAAAGCUUGAGAAUAUCUCAUUGCAUUAUUGAUGAAUGUGGUAUGGCUCAAGAACCAGAGACAAUAGCAGCAGCUAGUCUCUGUGACCAUGUAGUAUUGAUAGGAGAUCAUAUGCAACUACAACCAAUCAUCAACUUUCAUCCUGCUAGGGAAAAUGGACUGAGUAAAUCACUGUUUGAAAGAUAUGCCAUUAGACCCAGAUUUGAGAGAUACCUUAUUCAAUUAAAAGUACAGUAUCGCAUGCAUAAAACCAUUUGUGAUCCUCCUUCUGAGUUAUUUUAUGAUGGUAUGCUGGAAACAGACCCAAGUGUUAAUAAAAAUCCACCACCAUGGCUGUCUUCAAUGGCUGCCUUCUGGCAAGAUGACUGCCGUAUUGCAGUGUAUGAUAUUAAAGGGGAAGAAAAUGAUGACCUGCUAUCUUCUGAGCAACCCUUUUCCGGAAAAUUUGAUAUUCACUCAAAAGUAAACAAAAGAGAAGCAGAUGUAGUUUUGAAUGUCAUAAAGAAGUUACAUAAUAAAUAUCGAGUGCCAUGCUCUAGUAUUGCGGUAUUGACUCCAUAUGCUGGUCAGAAGGAAUUACUUAAGACGAUGAUAGAGGAAAAUUCAGCUACAAAGAAUGCAUUAACUGGAAUUAAAGUUACCACAAUUGUUGAGAGUCAAGGAGAUGAGCAUGAUAUUGUAAUAUUGACAACAGUGAGGACGCUACCACAUGAUGAAAUAAAAGAUCGCAGAUUUGUUCAAGAUGAUAGGAAAUGGAGAAUGGAGAAUAUUGGAUUUCUGACUGACACGAAUCAAAUGAAUGUAGGGAUUACACGUGCUAAGCAUGGGCUGAUUAUAAUCAGCAAUACAACUUUGUUAAAAUAUGUUAAGGAGUGGAGAGAUUUUUUCAAUUCAUAUAAUCAUUCUACAAUUCAAGAAAUCACAUCAUAGUUUAGAUCUAAUUAAUUUUUUUAAGAAGCUGUAAUAUUUUGACAUUAAGCCUAAGCAAAUAGUCUAUAGCGAAUCAUAUUUUUCGUAUUAUAAUUCUUUUUGUGUUCUUUUUACUAUGAAGGAA
Molecule: messenger RNA, 10894 nt
Organism: Amphimedon queenslandica
Lineage: Eukaryota; Metazoa; Porifera; Demospongiae; Haplosclerida; Niphatidae
Exons: 22
Coding region: 37-10770 (3577 amino acids)
Molecular function (GO): helicase activity; RNA binding; ATP hydrolysis activity
Source: RefSeq, a predicted model, not a curated record